Molecule: messenger RNA, 5101 nt
Organism: Amphiprion ocellaris (clown anemonefish)
Lineage: Eukaryota; Metazoa; Chordata; Actinopteri; Pomacentridae
Product: double-stranded RNA-specific editase B2-like
Exons: 9
Coding region: 368-3190 (940 amino acids)
Biological process (GO): adenosine to inosine editing; RNA processing
Cellular component (GO): nucleolus; cytoplasm
Molecular function (GO): double-stranded RNA binding; double-stranded RNA adenosine deaminase activity; tRNA-specific adenosine deaminase activity
Source: RefSeq, a predicted model, not a curated record
CAGCAGCAGAUCCAGGACCAGUCCUCCUCACAGCAGAUCCAGGACCAGUCCUCCUCACAGCAGCAGAUCCAGGACCAGUCCUCCUCACAGCAGAUCCAGGACCAGUCCUCCUCACAGCAGCAGAUCCAGGACUAGUCCUCCUCACAGCAGAUCCAGGACCAGUCCUCCUCACAGCAGCAGAUCCAGGACCAGUCCUCCUCACAGCAGCAGAUCCAGGACUAGUCCUCCUCACAGCAGAUCCAGGACUAGUCCUCCUCACAGCAGAUCCAGGACCAGUCCUCCUCACAGCAGCAGAUCCAGGACCAGUCCUCCUCACAGCAGCAGAUCCAGGACCAGUCCUCCUCACAGCAGCAGAUCCAGGAGGAGGAUGGAGCGUUUGGAGCUGGAGGGAAGGUCCAGGAGGAAGAGGAGGAGGAGGAGGAGGAGCAGAGGUAGCAGCAGUUUGGAGGUCAAAGAGAAUCAGGAUGAAGACGUCCUACGGAAGUUUCAUCCAUCAGCUUUUUGCACAUCGUUCCCCAGACGUGCACCGAGAUGCCUGAAGAGGAAGCUGGUGGACGGAAAGGACCGGCUGCUCUACCGAAGCCACCCGGCCGGUAAGAGGUUCUCCUGGGCCGUGACGCAGAAGAACGCUCUGGUGCAGCUGAACGAGCUGCGACCAGGUCUACGCUACGAGAUCACGUCCAGGACCGGCCCGCUGCACGCCCCGCUGUUCUCUGUAGGAGUGGAGGUCAACGGGGUCCACUUCGAGGGCCGAGGACCAACCAAGAAGCAGGCCAAGCUGAGGGCCGCGGAGCUGGCUCUCCAGUCCUUCAUCCAGUUCCCCAACGCCUCCCAGGCUCAGGCCUCCAUGGGCAGCUUCACCAGCACAGACAAACUGGACUUUACAGGACACAAACUGGAUUUUACAGGAGAUAAACUGGACUUUACAGCAGACAAACUGGACUUUACAGGAGACAAACUGGACUUUACAGGAGACAAACUGGACUUUACAGGAGACAAACUGGAUUUUACAGGACAUAAACUAGAUUUUACAGCAGGCAAACUGGACUUUACAGCAGACAAACUGGACUUUACAGGAGACAAACUGGACUUUACAGCAGACAAACUGGACUUUACAGGAGACAAACUGGAUUUUACAGGACAUAAACUGGAUUUUACAGCAGACAAACUGGACUUUACAGGAGACAAACUGGACUUUACAACAGACAAACUGGAUUUUACAGGAGACAAACUGGAUUUUACAGGAGACAAACUGGAUUUUACAGCAGACAAACUGGAUUUUACAGCAAAUAAACUGGACUUUACAGCAGAUAAACUGGACUUUACAGCAGAUAAACUGGACUUCACAGCAGACAAACUGGACUUUACAGCAGACAAACUGGACUUUACAGCAGACAAACUGGACUUCACAGCAGACAAACUGGACUUUACAGCAGAUAAACUGGACUUUACAGCAGAUAAACUGGACUUUACAGCAGACAAACUGGACUUUACAGCAGACAAACUGGACUUUACAGCAGACAAACUGGACUUUACAAGAGACAAACUGGGCUUUACAGCAGACAAACUGGACUUUACAGCAGAUAAACUGGAUUUUACAGCAGAUAAACUGGAUUUCACAGCAGAUAAACUGGAUUUUGAGCCAUCGCUGUUGGAAAACUGUGACCUCCUGCAGUGCAGCACAGCCAGACAACAGGUCUUCUCCAGCAUUUACAGCCACACACGACUCGUCCGACUCACGCUGGACUUGUUUUCCUCAGCGACUCCUAAAAGACGAGCCGUCAGCGCCUCACUUUUCCAUCAGCUGAGUCCGGUGGCGCUGCUCGGCCAGCUGCGACCGGGACUCAGGUACAUGUGUCUGACGGAGAGGCUCCACGGUCGGCCGGUGAGGAGCUUCGUGAUGGUGCUGAGGCUGGAGGGGAGGGUGUUUGAAGGCUGCAGUCACAGUAAGAGGCUGGCCAAGGCUCAGGCAGCAGCAGCAGCCCUGCAGGAUCUCUACAGCAUCAGUCUGGGACCAGAGAGGAAGCUAGCGGGACCCCAGGCCAGCAGGACCAAAAACCAGCUACCUCAGUUCUUCUCAGAGUCCAUCUUCCACCUGGUCAGAGAAAAGUUCAGGGAGCUGAGCAACGGCAGGUUCUCUACCUCCAGCUCCCCACACAAAGUUCUGGCUGGGAUCGUGAUGACCAGAGGUUUCGACCUCCGAUCGGCCAGCGUCGUGUCUUUGGCCACCGGGACCAAAUGUGUGGACUGUGGACGGCAGGAGGACGACGGCGGCUGGACGCUCAGCGACUGUCAUGCUGAAACCAUCAGCCGGAGGGCGCUGGUUGGAUUCCUGUACAGUCAGCUGGAGCUGCUGCUGCGUAAGCCGGCGGACGGCCAGGAAUCGUCCAUCUUUGUACCAAAUAGAAGCUGCAGCGGCGUCUUCCGGCUGCAGGACGGCGUCCUCUUCCACAUGUUCGUCAGCUCGUCGCCCUGCGGAGACGCUAGACUCAACUGUCCCUACGAGACCAUCGGUGCAUAUCCCAGCAGGAAGUUUCGUUGCCACCUCAGGAUGAAGGUGAACGGAGGCGAGGGGACGCUGCCCGUCUCGGCCAAUCAGAGAUGGGACGGGCUGUCGCCGGGUAAAUGUCUCGUCUCCAUGUCCUGCACAGACAAAAUGGCAAAGUGGAGCGUCGUGGGCCUCCAGGGUUCCCUCCUGUCUCACCUGGUGGAGCCGGUUUACCUGCACAGCCUGACAGUGGGCACGCUCAGUCACACCGGUCACCUGGCCAGAGCCAUGAGGCGUCGCCUGGCAACCGUCAAACACCUGCCGUCGCCAUACCGACGGAGAACGCUGCUGCUCGGCUGUCUGAGCAGCAGGGAGGUUCGUCCAGCAGGGAAGCCGUCCGGCGUCAGCCUCAACUGGAGCUGUGGAGACGGAGGCCUGGAGGAGAUCAGCAGCUCCACGGGGAGGAGGACGGACUCAGGGACGCCGUCACGACUCUGCAGCCGCUCAGUGUUCAUCCGCUGGCUGAAGCUACAGCAGCAGUUAAACGGUUCUUUGCCAGGCGUCACUCUGGCUUCGUAUUGUGCUUCCAAGGCGUCUGCUGGACGCUACCAGAGAGCCAUGCAGCAGUUCAGCAGCGCUCUGCAGGGCGGCGGUCUGGGAACCUGGCUCAGGAAACCUCCCAUGCUCCACAACAUCAGCUGAAUGUGGAGGGAAGAAGCUCACGUAGGGUUUCAUUUACAGAUCAAGUCCAGUCGUAGGCAACAGCGAACACAUUUAAUGAUAAUUUAUACAUGUAAAGAAAGUCUCUGUUGAUCGUAGAGACAGUAAAGCAGCGUUUAUGCUCAUUGGGCUCUGGUUUUACCUCUCCAACAUGUUUCACCUCCUUCUUCUAGAACAACAGAACCAGGAUUAAAACAGGUGAAAAUCAUGACGACUCUGGUCAAGUUGAGAUCUAAACCUGUCGAUAGAAAAGUCUGGAUCAGUUCAGACAGAAUUCAGGAAAUGUGUCUCAGAUCUCGUUCACCGUUCACUGAUUUGUUAUUUGAGGUCCGAAACCACAAACUGUAAAACACGUUGGCUGAAUUUUGAGACUUUCAGGUGUUUUCACAUCUGAGAUAUUUUGUAUUUUUACCCUAAAUAACAUCUUAGAAGCCAUUUAAAGGCUUUAAGAUCUUUAGAAUAAAACUAACAGCCUUGAAAUGUGGUGAGAACAGACAGAAUAGUUUCAUCAGAUCAGAAUGAUUGAAUGGAUCCAGCAGAGGAAACAGUUUAAUUAUUGGUCCUUGAACAUGGAGAAAAGUGCAAAAAUGUAGGAUCCAGGCUGGUCUAGUGUCUCCAUAAAGUUCCUAUCAGUGUAUAUCUAUGGAUGGAUCCAUGUUUCUACUAAAAUCCAGUCUCUGGUCCACAUUUCUCCAACUGUUGAGGCUCUAGCAUCAGUAGAAUCUGAUGUGUUAAAGUCUGACCAGACAAGGUUCCAGUUUUUAGAUGUUUAGACUAAAUGUUGAUGUGGACUGAUUGGUAGGAAACUAAACAAAGUUAUAAGUUGUAAAAGAUCAGAGAAAUUUCACACAAAAAUAAAAAGGACUUUACUGUCUUUACACCAAAAUGCAGAUUUCUUGAUGUACAAAAUUAUCUUUCAAACUGACAAACAGAUCAUUGUGUUUACGUUAAUAUAAGACAUCAAAGUCUCGAGUUUAACCAAAUAUUAUGUUUCUGGCUUCGAAGGGCAAAGAAACGUCGGCUCAGUUCAAAAUGUGAGCUAUGGACCUAGAAUAAGCCUCAUGAUUACUUCUCUGAUGUCAGAAAGUACUUUAAGAAGAUAAAAACAUGCAGUAGAGGUCAAUAAACUGUAGACAAACAUCAAAUUACUAAGAAACUACAGUAAACUCAGUGAUUUCAAAAGCUACACAGUGCAACUGUUUUAUCUUGUGUCAGACGUCUAGACGAGUGUAGAAACCACAUGAACUAAGGAUUCAGUUCCAUUUAUGUUUGCAACAACAGCAUGAGAUUAAAGGGAGGCCUAGAGACACGUCUGAUCUGUUAAUGAACCAUAAGAAAGUUGUCUGGAAGGUUUCAUUUUAUCUUUAUAUCUCCAUCCUGAGCUCUUACACCAAACCAGACAGUAAAAGCUGCUUCUGUCUUCGUAACCAAACCUGAAUGAACCAACGGAGUUCAACCAGAAGAGUUUCCUGGAGUCUCUAAACUCAUUUACGUCCAGCUCUACGUCUGAAUAUUUCAAUCUCACUUUUUUGGUGUUUGUCUCUGAUCAUGUUAAAGGUCUUCUCCUUCGUGUGUUUUGGGAAUCUGAGGCUCAGGACAGUGAGGUGCUGCUGCCACCUAGUGGGAGACGGUUGCGUUACAAGAUGUAGAGUGCUGGUCUGACUUGUGUUUUAUGUUUUCCUCUCAUCGUUAAAGAAUCUCUUUAGUUAAUUUAACUACAGAUAUCCCAAAGAUUAGUUUUCCUGCAUGUCCCGGUGUUUAUGUAAGUGAAUGAGAACUUCAGCUGCUGCUGCUUGAUGCUCUGAACCUUUUAUUGUCACGUCUGCAGGAUGGAUGUGUUCUAUGACCACUGACUGUUUUAAUCACUGCUAAUAAAUGAUCCUAUUUGUGUUA